AUGAAUAAAAACCGUAUAAAGGAAUAAAUAUCUCCAACUUAAAGAUUAAAUAAUAUGGCUAGUAAUGAAGCGAGAGCUGAGUCUAAUAAUAACAGUGUUUUAAAUAUUAGUGAGAGGAAUGACUCUAGGACAGAUUUUCUAUUUAGAAAAGGAUUUUUGAGAAAUAGAAAGCUUGAUGAUAAUUUAUAAUACAGUAAUUCCUUUUAAAGCUAGUUUGAUUAUGAUAAAUAGUAAUAAAAAUUGCUCUAACCAGCAAUUGAUUAAAGCAUUUAAAGUAGAGUUGAAGAUGAUGAUCUUUAAGCUGAUCCACCAAAAUAGAUUUCUCAAUUUAUGAGACUUGAGAGCAAUAAUUCAGAAAACAUUACUCUUACUCAGCAGUAAAUGAGCAAUAAGAAAACAAACUCAUAUUCAAUAUUUGCUACUGGUAGAAAAAUUAACAAAGUUCAUUCUUUAGAAAAAAGCAACACUGUACUGACCUAAGAAAAAAAUCAAUAGUCUCUUAAUAUUUAUAAUUUAGCUAAAAGAGAUAGCAAUGACUUUUAAAGGGAGAAUAUCAUUCCAAUUAUUCCUUAAUUUUAGAAGUAAAAGAAUAAGUUUUUUUCUUUGUUCAGCAACAACUUUUUAGACAAGAGCGAAACAAGCUCUUCGAUAAAUCCUAGGAAAUCUGGAUUUAGGUGGAAUAUAGUUUCUAAAUUUGAAAAUGUUCUCUCUUUUAUUAAUAUUCUGAGGAAUAAUUCUACUAUGCAAGAAAGUUUUAGGAGCUUAAACUAAAAGCAUUACGAGCUGAUUGGAGAUAAAUCAGAUAUUAAUGUAGAAUUCAAGUCUGCUUUUUCAGGAAAAAUGAAAUACCUAUUUGAUAGAACUAUUAAUUAGAUUCCAAUAUUUUCUCCUGAGUCACAUGGGAUUAUUUUUUGGAACUUCUUAAACUGUGUGUGCAUAUUGGUUUAAUUUGUUGCUAUUCCCUUAAAAAUAUCUUUCUUUAUUGAAUUUUAAGGUUUUUUGAGCUAAUUUUUUCUAUUUUACAUCCAUGCAUUCAUAUUCGUUUUCGAAAUUGUUAUUCGCUUUAAUGUUAGUUAUUAUGAAUAAGGUAUUUUAGUGUAGAGUCGCUUCAAAAUCAUUUAAAAUUACAUGUUUAAAACCUACUUUUUUUGGCUAGACUUGAUAACAACUGUGAUAUUUUUAGGAAGCAAGGAGAGUAACAGCCCAUUUUUAAUUACAGUUGUUGUCUUGCGUGUUUUUUAAUUGUUCUAGCUCGUAAAUGACAUAGAUGAGCAUUACUAAAUUACUUAGCGUUUCUCUUCUUUUUGGAAUUUAAUUAAAUUACUUCUUAUAAUUAUGAUUGUUGCUCAUUUUACUGGAUGUGGUUUUCAUUAUGUUGCCUACUUGCAGAGCGAAGAUAGCAUAAUCACUUGGCUAGAUAAAUAAAAAAUUUUCACUGAAGAAUGGCCUAUUAGGUAUCUGAAUUCAGUUUAUUGGGCUUCAAUUACUAUGGUAACAGUCGGAUAUGGUGAUAUUGUGCCAAUCACUCCAGCAGAAAAAAUUUAUGUGAUAAUAAUGACUCUAAUAAGUGCUGGUGUGUUUGCUUAUUCGAUAAAUACAAUCGGAGGUAUUUUUGGCGAAAUUCAGAAAAAAAAGCUAGUCAUGAAAACGUAAAAGAGACACAUUUCUAAUUACAUGAGAUCACGUGGAAUCAAUAGCUAGCUUUAGAUAGAGGUUUUAAAAUAUUUAGAUAAUGUGAAGCAAGAAGAAAUCGAAAUAGCUAACAAAGGUCAAGAGGUUAUACAGAUUUUGAGUUCGUAGAUUAGAGAAAAGCUUUAAUCUGAUUAUUAUGGAAGAAUUUUACAAGAAUCAAAAACUUUUUAAGGUUACAGUUAGUAGUUUUUAUAGGAACUAGCCUACACUAUGAAAGAAUAGCUCUAUGGACCAGGAGAAAUUGUAUUUAGUUUAGGAUAGCAUGAUGAUAGAAUGCUUUUUAUUACUCAAGGAAGCGUUUAGCUGUUUAUUCCUAUAUAAAAAUAUAAAUAAACGAUUGAUCUCCAAAUCUUGGAUAAAGGUGAGGUUGGUCAUUAUGGAUUUUUCACCUAACAGCAGAGAUCAACAAGUUUAAGGAGCUUAGGAGUUACUAUUAUAGCUUAUAUUCCAAGAGAAGAUUUCAUUUAAGUUCUUCAAAAAUUUCCUUCAGAUCACGAGAAAUUUUGCCAGACAAAAGAUAUUUUGAUAUUUCAACAAUAAAAAAAUAAAAUAAAAUGUUUCGCCUGUUAAGUAAAUGGGCAUUCAAUAAUGAACUGCUAGAGAGUACAUUAUAAGAGAGACAAAUAGACUUUGAUUUGCAAGUACAAUUACAAUUAUGAGCAAUAAAGGAAUGAGCAUAAUAGGAAAGUAAGCAAUAAAAAAAAUACUUACAGUUUAAAGAAAGUAGUGAGGUAAAGUUUGCUUAAACUGCGAGGUGAGAAAAUGUCUACUAUUUAUCAAAUUGAAUUUUUGUAAGAUGACUUCGAAUGGUUGGAGAAGAAUAAAGAUCACACAAUAUUUCAAGUUAUUCCUAAACUUUAUUAUCAAAAUGGAGAAUAUGGGAUACACUCUGAAACAGAUUUUAGCUAUUGUUCAGAUGAUUCUGAAUCGAUUAACUCAGAUUAAUAACUGAGUGAUGAGAGUUAUUUAGAAAUUAGUUGUCCAAAUACUCCAUAACAUUAAUAUCAGGUUUCAUAAAAAAAGAGAGCUAAUAUCUAAGAAGAAUUAUCAGAUCUAGAAAAACAAUCUAUAAGCUCUCAACGAGAUCGAUCAAGCUCCAAACAUUUGUAAAGUCCUAUUGCUUCUCAUGUGAGCAAAAAAGAAAAUUAAUUCACAUCUAUCAUCAAUCAGUUCAGCAAAAAACGAACUCUAAAAUAAAAAUCUUAAAAUAAAACGCAAGCUACUGAUUUAAAUAGAUAAAGGAGAAAAUCAGCAUUUUGCAGUGGAGAAGUUGGUUUUUUAUCAAAACAAUUAAAUUUAAAUCAUGUUGAGAAAGAAAGUGAAGAAAAACCAGUAAUAAAAUAGGUUCUUUCAGAAAAGAGUAUUGAUUCAAAAUAAAAUAUAAAUCAAUAAUACGAAAAAAAGGAUCAAUUAGAUUAACAAUUAAAUUAGCUAGAAUUGAAUAAUGAGGAUUAAAAAACAAUAAUACCAUUUUCUUAAGAGGUUAAUAAGCUAAUGUAAGAUAGAACUCAUUAAAAUAAUAAAUAAUAAUUAAUAGUUAACAAAUAAGAAAAUAAUUAAAUGGAAAUAGUAGAUUUUGAAUAAAUUGGUAGCUUAGAUGCCUCUUUUAAAUAAAACAUUCAAACUCAUCAUUAAAAUGAAGAAAAGAAUAGCUUUGAACAAAAUUAUAAGAUUGAUGAGAUUUAAAAUUCUGAUCAGUUUGAGUAAGAUUUACCUUUUAAAAGUGAAAUAAUUAGCUAAAAUGAAAAUUUUUAGCGUCUUGAUCCCUCUAGUCCAAUUCUAAAAUUAGAAGGAUAAAUAGCUCAUUAAAUCAAUCCUUUAAAAAACAUGAUUUCCUUUUAAAAUCUUUAUCAAUCUUCAGAAAUAAUAUCUGAAGAAAAAACUAAUUCAAGUCAUACGAGAAAGAGUAAAGACAUGACAUUCCACUCAAGAAAUUUUAACAUUGAAUCAAGCAAAAUGAGUAACUUCGUGGCUAAAACUGGAAAUUUCCUUGAAUUUAGUGAAAACCAAACUGAAACUAACUUAAAAGGCUCUUUUAAAACUUCUCAAAACAAACAGCUUAGUCCAAUUUAAAAAAAAGAUUUUAUAGGAGAGCAGAGAGAGAAUCAGAGCUUUAAUAUUCCUUUUAUUUAAUCAAUAAAUGAAAUAGAGAAUGAUGAAAGUCCUGGAUUCUAACUAAAUAAUAAUAAUAAUAAUAACACUGUUGCUAAUGCUGCACUACGUUAAGAAGAAGAAAAUGGAUCAAAGCAAGCUUUUUAAGUAGAAUAAGAUAAUUUAGUAACAAAAGACAAUGAAGCUAAUUUAAAUCAAUAUGGAGAAGCUCAACAUAAAAACAUAAAAUUAAAAUCUAAAUUUAACAUUUAAUUUAAUUCAGAAAAACUUGAAUAAGAAACAUAAAAUAAUGGAAUUCAAUCAAAUUUUUCAAAUUUCAGCCAACAAGCUAAAUUAAAAAUGCUUAAAUCAAAUAAUUCUUCAAUGAGAGACAUAUUUUAAAAGAAAUAGGAAACCUAAAAAUCUAAAUUUGCUAAUUAGCACAAUUAAAAUUGGAAUGAAUAAAGCCCUAAAAUAUCUAUGUAGUAAAUCAAACGUUUUAAUAAACGUAACAGCAUACAGAAUAACUUAAAUACUAGCAUUAAUUAGAGUGUUAAUAAUAAUUAUGCUCCUUAGCUUCCAUCUCCUUCUUACUAGCCUUUUGCGAUCAAAUAAAUAUAGGGUCAACUUAACCAGUCAAAUUUAUCAAUAGCCAGUCCAAUUAAUAGAGAGAAGAAAGAACAAAAUAUAGCUAAUAGUGGGUAAAUUAUACAAUAAAUAUAGCAAGUAUUGUUAUCACAGCUAAACAGCAUUUAAUAACAAUUGUAAAUAAACCAACAAAAAUAGCCUUCGACCUCUUAAACUAUCCAAAACUUUGAUUUAAAAAGUCCAAGAUAAAUUAUUUUUAGAAACACGGAACUAAAUAAGGAAAUCAAUUAGCAAAAAUCUUUAGAAUAUUUUAUAAUUAUAGACACUGAUUCCUUAAAAUAGUACACUGUUUACUUCCCUCAUAAUAACUUUAAUAAUGUGAUUAAGAAUUUCAAUAACUCUCGCGUUAAACGCUACUUGGAUUUCCAAAGAAAAUCAAAAAAGAAAGUUACAAAAGAAUAUAAAAAAAUAACAUCCACUCCAAACAAAUACAAUCCAAAAAAAUAGUUUAAACAAUCAAGUUUUAUGAAGUAAAAAAACAUGUGA
Messenger RNA from Tetrahymena thermophila SB210, 4917 nucleotides. RefSeq names its product cation channel family protein. Gene Ontology annotation, molecular function: voltage-gated potassium channel activity. The transcript is spliced from 4 exons. The record is from RefSeq and is a predicted model, not a curated record. NCBI's taxonomy places the organism in Eukaryota, Ciliophora, Oligohymenophorea, Hymenostomatida, Tetrahymenidae. Gene Ontology annotation, cellular component: membrane. Gene Ontology annotation, biological process: potassium ion transmembrane transport; regulation of membrane potential.